This is a messenger RNA of Aspergillus bombycis, 1560 nucleotides long. Its product is annotated as solute carrier 40 family transporter. Gene Ontology annotation, biological process: iron ion transmembrane transport. The coding region runs from base 1 to 1560 and encodes 519 amino acids. NCBI's taxonomy places the organism in Eukaryota, Fungi, Ascomycota, Eurotiomycetes, Eurotiales, Aspergillaceae. The transcript has 6 exons. Gene Ontology annotation, cellular component: membrane. Gene Ontology annotation, molecular function: iron ion transmembrane transporter activity. The record is from RefSeq and is a predicted model, not a curated record.
AUGGCACCAUGCACGACCGAAUCAUUGGCUCCUUCAGAGCACUCACCUCUUCUUUCUGGUGAUCCUGAACCAACUGGCCAUCCACAGUCAACAUUUCCCCACGAUCGGUCCGAGCCUCACAUAGCACAUGAAGUCCCCAAUACGUUUGCACGUCGAUUAUACAUCUCGCACUUCCUAUCAACAUGGAACUCUCGUGUCUUCGAGUUUGGAGCCGUCCUCUACCUGGCUUCAAUUUAUCCGGGAACCCUGUUACCUAUGUCAGUUUAUGCCCUCUCCCGAGGUAUCGCUGCGAUUUUGUUUGCACCAGCGGUGGGCAAUUACAUCGAUACUGGCAACCGACUGCAAGUAGUUCGAGUCUCGAUCGUGCUACAAAGAGUUGUGGUGGCAGCAUCUUGCGUGAUCUUCUACCUGCUUGCAAUGGGCUUGCCGAUGCUCAGCGCGAUGGAUAAUAUCUUGCUGGUGGCAUUGGCGCUCCUUGCCUGCAUUGAGAAGCUAUGCUCUAUUAUGAAUCUAAUAUCCGUUGAAAGAGAUUGGGUUGUUGUCGUCGCAGGAAAUGACUACGAAGGCCUCAAGACCAUGAAUGCUCAGAUGCGCCGGAUCGACCUCAUCUGUAAGCUUAUCGGGCCGCUCGUCAUAGCCUUGGUCGCGGGUAUCUCGACUAAGAUUGCCAUCACGUUCAAUCUGGGAAUGAACAUUUGUUCUGUAGUCUUUGAAUACUUUUCAAUCGCCAGAGUAUACUAUGAAGUACGCGACCUCCAACGGCCAAAGGCGAAAACAUAUCUCGACUCGCCAAACACAGACUCCAAGCAGGAAAACAGCAUGACGCGCCUCUGGCACUACUGGCAUUGUCUGACACAUAAGGCACUGGGAGACUUCGAAUCCUACUUCCGUCACCCGGUCUUCCUCCCCUCAUUUGCCGGCGCGUUGCUAUACCUGACUGUCCUCUCAUUUGCCGGCCAAAUGGUCACAUGGCUCUUAUCGACAGGCUACGACUCCACGCAGGUUGGAAUCGCGAGAACCCUAGCCGUAGUAUUGGAAGUCCUCGCAACAUGGAUCGCUCCUUGGCUCAUGGGGAGAAUUGGUCCGACUCGUGCGGGUCUCUGGCUCGCGAAUUGGCAGAUUACAUCCCUGGUAGCCGGAAUGACCGUCUUCUGGAUGUUCUCCGACCAACCUCUAAUUUCUGCAUCCGGACUGGUAGGAGGGACGAUCCUCAGCCGAGUCGGGCUGAGGGGGUUUGAUCUGUGCGUUCAGAUUCUCGUUCAGGAGUGCGUCGAAGCCGAAAAUCGAGGCAGCUUCUCCUCGGUAGAGGCUGCGUGGCAGAACGCGUUUGAGAUCGGUUCGUACAUCUCGACUAUCAUCUUUUCGCGACCGGAUCAGUUCGCAUGGCCAGCCCUUAUCAGUGUGGUUGCUGUGGGCCUUGCUGGCAUACUAUAUGCGGUCUUUGUUCGCAUGCAGCGAGGCCAUUUGAUACAUGUGCCAACGUGGAUUGCAGCGCCGGGAAUGCUGCAACAGGCGAGGGAGAGGUGCAUUGAGCGGAUUUAUUCGUCAUCGGAGGUCUAG